AUGGCUCGCUCUCGUCCGAGUGCAUCAUCCAAGCCGACGAGCAAGUCCAACGGACUGACGAAUGCAUAUCUCUGCUUCUACAACACCGCCUCAGCUCUGCUACGGCUCUGGAUCUUGGUACGCGUCUCACUCUUGUGGAGAGCCCAAGGCAACGCGGCUGUCUGGGCCGAUCUCAAUCUCAUCGCGCGGUGGACUGAGACCCUGACGGCCAUCGAGGUCGUCCACGCCAUCACGGGCCUCGUUCGUGCUGCGCCUGCCACGACAGCCCUGCAAGUCGCAGGGCGCAACACCAUCAUCUGGGCUAUCACCAGGAAUUAUCCAGAUGUCGCGGCCAGAGAGACGGCCUACAGCCUUAUGCUGAUGGCCUGGAAUGCCGCCGACGCAGUCCGAUACCUCUACUUUGCUCUCCAGACAGGCACCGGGCGGGUUCCCUCGUCUCUUUUGUGGUUACGGUACAAUCUGUUCAUUGUGCUCUAUCCUAUCGGUAUCUUGGCCGAAGCACGCCUUGUCUACGAGGUCAUCUCGCCUUCAAAAGCUCGAAAUGAACUGUAUCAGUAUCUGCUGUGGUUUGGACUGGCGAUGUACUUCCCCGCCUUCUACGUCCUCUAUGGUCAUAUGCUGGCUCAGAGAGCCAAGCUGGGCAAACCUAACAACAAGAAGGCGCUAUGA
Molecule: messenger RNA, 669 nt
Organism: Emericellopsis atlantica
Lineage: Eukaryota; Fungi; Ascomycota; Sordariomycetes; Hypocreales; Bionectriaceae
Product: tyrosine phosphatase-like protein
Exons: 2
Coding region: 1-669 (222 amino acids)
Biological process (GO): sphingolipid biosynthetic process; fatty acid elongation; very long-chain fatty acid biosynthetic process
Cellular component (GO): endoplasmic reticulum membrane
Molecular function (GO): 3-hydroxyacyl-CoA dehydratase activity
Source: RefSeq, a predicted model, not a curated record